Cladophialophora carrionii CBS 160.54 is the source of this 5286-nucleotide messenger RNA. RefSeq lists its product as uncharacterized. The transcript is spliced from 2 exons. Gene Ontology annotation, molecular function: guanyl-nucleotide exchange factor activity. Bases 1 to 5286 code for a protein of 1761 amino acids. Lineage: Eukaryota; Fungi; Ascomycota; Eurotiomycetes; Chaetothyriales; Herpotrichiellaceae. The record is from RefSeq and is a predicted model, not a curated record.
AUGGCCAGCUACCAGUCGAACGGACAGCCCUCUCCUUACUACGCCUCGAACAACCACCCUUCGGCCAGUCAGAACGCGCCUUAUGGAUCACAGUCGAUGUAUCCUCCCCAAUCGCUACAGCGCGCACCGAGUUUCGAUGCCGGAGAUGAUGAGCGAUACCUUGACGGAGAACAUGAUCCGCGGUGGGGAGCGCAGCGACUUGCCUCGUACGCUCCGCCGACUGCAGGAGCAAGCCCGCCUGUGAACAGGUCGCAGUCCGCCAGCAUACAAUCGUCGGGGGCUGUGCCAUUCAGAUCCAACACACAACAUGCCGCACUGGCUGGUUACCAACACCAAUAUCAACCCCCGAGCGUGCCCGCCCAUGCACCGUACAAUCCCGCUCAAUACCACCAGCAGCCGCAGAACACAUAUAAUCCGCAACUCUAUGCAAACCCCCCCUCCGCCCACCCUACGAGCACCUACCAGCCAUAUGUGCCCGCUGCAUACGGCAGUCCAGACCUCGCCCGUCGCCCCACAGGGUUCAACAGCUACAGCUCUUACGAUGCGAAUUCCCAUUACAACUACUCUUCGUCCCAGGCACCUGCGCCUCCUCCGAAUGUCCAAUUUCCCAAUCCCCAAGCGUACGGUGCCUACCAGCACGAUGUAGCUCAGCAAUAUCCCGUUCGACAUCAGCAGGUCUCGUCCCCUUACUCCCCUCCUGCUCCUGCACCUCCGCCGCAUGGAAGAAACAGCAGCAUACCGGAAGAGCAAUAUCCGUAUCCUACUGGUUCGUCCGUCGCCUACUCUUCCCUGAGCGCGUAUUCGUCUCCUGAUAUAAACCGCAACUCGUCUUUCGCGAGCCACGUCAGUGGGCAGUCUGCAUCACCCCAGCCUUCCAUACCUACGCCGCCAAGUAGGCAGCCGUCGAACCGGUCUCCCCAACGAACGAAUACCUUGGGCCGCCAUCCGGAGGGUCGGUCGCUGCCAGGUCUUCCGUCAGAACCUGAGUCGGACAGUGAUUACUUUACUGGCGCUGAUCGUCGGGGCAGCGCACUGAAUACGCCUUCGGCAGGAUAUGACGAUUUGAUGGGCGAGCUUGAUAAUGCGAUAGGGCAGAGCUCCAGACACAUAAGGGCUGGCAGUGAUGUCAGACUUCGCCAUUCCAGAGACGGAGGCCAAGAUGUUCAGGUGCAGCCAUCACCACAGCCGCUAUUAUCGCCAGACGAAACCCCAACCCAUCUGAACGGCAAUAUCGCCUCAACAGGAAACGCCUACAUCAACUAUGGCGCAUUUUCUGAUGACAGUGACGCGGAAGCUGCCGCCGGACUGGCGGCCAUGCAAGCACUCGACGAGCAAGAGCGGGCGGAAGACGAGCGCCGACGUAGUGGCUCGGCUACUCUUUUCCCCUCCCAGCCACAUUCGCAUGAUACAACUGCUAGGCUGUCGUCUCAGGAGCAAAGCAGCGAUAGUGACUACGCGGGCUAUGGUGACUUGAGUCUUGCGGGAGGGGGUUAUGCACCCGACAUGGCCUAUGGUGAACAGGUUGUUUCCAAUUACGCAGCAGCCGCGACAGCCAUGCCGCAGAGUGAGCUGUACGGUCGUCUGAAUACCAGAAUGGACUCAGUGCGCAGCUCUGCCGUGUCUUCAGAAGGACGAGAAUCGCAGACAAGUGGGUUCGAGUCGAUUCCCUCUGCGCAAAGCCAUCAUCCCUUCUCUCCGUCUCAGAACGUGGCUCGGGUAGAUACCGGAGGCACUGGCGGCUUGACGGAGCCCAGCCCGCACCCAAGGCGACUGAGUUACGAAGAUGGAGACGAAUCAACGCUGAUAGAUGCAGAAGCUGGUCGGACUUCGGCGAGCUCGAGCCCUCGAGAUGAUAUGCCCGAUCUUUUCUUCCAUCCCGGAAUGAGCCAGCAGCGACCUCUCCCGCCUCCUCCGUCGCACUCAGAUCCUGGCCUGCGGCUUCCGCAUUUGCUGCCUAGCAGCACUCACACGCAGCAAAGCCGGUUCUCUCAUUAUGACCAAAGCAAUACUCGUAGUUAUCCGACCGCUCCGGAUGCUUAUCCUAACUCAUUGCUUAGCCCGAUAACCGUGCCACGGUCCACUUCCUUGUCAAGCACGCGGAGCGCUCCCAAGGUAACUGAACAGGUCUAUCGAUCGAAAACAGAUGCAGAUCGUCAACGAAUUCUGCGGCAGCAGGGACGACCGAUGUCUGACUUGUACGACAUCGCCAGUCCGCAGUCCGCUAUCGCACUGGACCUGCCAGCCAUUCCCAAGAAGCGGUACAAUCCGUCCAAGCUCACGAAUGAUCAGUUCAAGAAGUGUCUGGAACCAUGGGCACUCAGUUCGAUCUUGGAUUGGAUCAAGGAGUUGGCCGAAGAAGAAGUCGAUCUCAAGGAGGCUAACAUUGCUGAGGGCAUCGUCGCACUCUUCAUGAACAAGGUCCCAACUAUGUACAUCACGGAAGCUGAAGCACUAGGCGACCGUGUUGUCAAGGAGAUGCUGGACGCGAAUGCUCUUGUCAAGGACGAGGAAUGGGUCAAAUUCGGCCCAGGCACCCUGUCCGGGGUUCUAUACCAGCUGACCGGUAGCGGAUGUUACUCUUCAAAAUUACACUUGUAUCACACCAAGGGCCGGUGUUACUCGUACCACUGCAUGAGGACACUCAAAAGGCUUGAUCUCGACGCACUGCCAGUGGAGAAGAAGUCGGAAGACUGGGCGACGUUCUACAAGCUGAAAAAGGAGGACAUUGAGACUCACGACAAAAAGGAAAUCGAACGUCAAAACGUCCUGCACGAAAUUGUCACCAGUGAAGAUGUUUUCAUCAGCCAGUUGGACGUGCUCAGGGAGCUUUAUCGAGACCGGCUGGCUGCUGCGAAUCCGCCUAUCAUACCUACGAAGAAGCUUCAGAACUUCUUGAAUGAAGUAUUCGGCGGUGUGGAUAAGGUUAAGAAAGUCAACCAAGACUAUCUUCUGGGUCAGCUCAAGUAUCGACAGACGGAGCAGGGACCUUGGAUCGUGGGCUUCAGCGACAUCUUCCGCGAGUGGAUCAGAAAGGCACGGCCUGUAUACGUGGAGUACGCCUCGAACUUCCCCCGAGCAGACUACCUCAUGCGCCGUGAAGCCGAGAGAAACAUCCCCUUCAAAUCGUUCCUAGAUCACGCGCGAGAGAACAAGAAAUCAAACCGACUUGGCUGGGACAACUUUCUCAAAGCUCCAAUCACGAGGUUGCAGCGCUACAGCUUGCUACUUGCCACCGUUCAGAAGAACAUGCUGAAAGACUCGGAGGAAAAGAACAGCCUUGCCUUUGCGCUGGAUGAAAUCCGGGCCGCGACGUUUGAAUGUGAUUCGAAAUUUGCCGAGAUGACCAAGAAGAUGGAGCUCAUCGAGAUGCAAACGAAACUCCGACUUCGUCCGCCAAUGGAGAAAGAGGUGGAGCUCAAUCUCGACCAUCUGGGCCGAGAAAUCAUUUUCCGUGGUGACUUGCAGCGUGCAGGAGGGAAAGGCUUCCAGUGGGUGGAGACGCAUGCUAUCCUGUUCGAUCACUAUCUGGUGUUGGCGAAGCCUCUCGCCAGAGAUCGCAGGGAAGGCUAUUAUGAUGUCUCGAAAGUCCCAAUCCCUAUGGAUUUGCUCAUGUUGGAAAGCUCAAAUGACCCUGCGGUCGUGAAAUCAUCGAUGAAAGGAAUUGGAGCGGUCACCACUGUCGCAGCGCCCCGAGGUCAAGUAGCACCUGACAGUCGACUAAACAGGGCACAGUCUACCGCCAGUGGCGGCACCCCAGGACCCUUAAUACAUACAAAUACCAAUCUCUCGGUCGGAUCGGGCAAUACCAGCCAGUCGAUGGUCCCUAUCACCACCCUCGACAGCGGCAACUCGAAAGAGGAGAAGAUCAUGUACCCUUUCCGGGUCAAACACCUCGGCAAGACCGAGACCUACACUCUCUACGCUCCCAGCGCGCAAAACCGCCAGGACUGGUGUGAAGCCAUCAUUCAAGCCAAAACAAGACAUGCCGAGUCUCUGUACCAACAGAACGCCGAACCGUUCAAAUUGCGGGUGUUGGCGGACACCGCUUUCGCCUACGAAGGUCUGACCCAUCCUGCAAAGCGCAUUCUGAUCAAGGGCACGCCCCUCGACAGGGCCGUUCAAGAAGCCGAGAAAAAGUUCGAGGGACAAGGCCGACCUGCACCGGUCUGUCGAGCUCCCGUCAAUUGUGCGACAGUGUUCAAUCAACCCUACGGCCGGCUUAUGUGCGCGAUAGGAACUGACUAUGGCGUGUACAUCUCCGAGUAUCAGAAUUCUCGGGGGUGGGUCAGGGCCAUCCAAAUGCAGCGAGUGACGCAAAUUGCAGUUCUGGAAGAGUUCAAUCUAUUCUUGCUGAUCUCCGACAAAGCCCUCAUUGCCUAUCAUCUCGACGUGGUCUGUCCGCCCACUGGCAAUCCGGUCGCACAGAAUGACGCGUCAAGCAGAAAAGCGCCGCAGAAGUUGUCCGGCUCCAAGGAUAUCGGCUUUUUCGUGACGGGCAGAAUGAAGGAGCGGACAUUAGUCUUCUACAAGAAGCGCGACGGAAUAGCGUCAACAUUCAAAGUCCUCGAACCCGUCCUGCAGAAGAACACCACCAGCCGGUCACGUUUUCUCCCAUCCUCGACAAGACGUGGUCAGACUGAAUUCUUCCGCGAGUACGACGAGUUCUACAUCCCGGCCGAGUGCUAUGGUUUGAACUUGUUCCAGUCCAGCUUGGCCAUAUCGACAGCGAGAGGCGUGGAAGUCCUGACGCUGGAGAAGAAGCAGACCUGGAGCGUGCCGAACUUGAGGAGUGACGAGGCAGCGACACAAGCACAUCUCAGUUCGAUAGCAAGUCGGAUCAAGGACCUGAAACCGCUGGGCAUGUUCAGGCUCGGGGAAGCGGAAUUCCUCGUCACCUUUGAGGAAUGUGCCGUCUACGUUAACAAACAUGGAGACAUUUCGAGAGGAGUCGUGAUGGAAUUUGUCGGCCGCGCCAAAGCGGCGUGCCUCUACCACCAGUACCUGAUCCUGGUUGACGACGACUUUGUGGAGAUUCGGGACGCUCAGAAUGGCAGGCUCAAGCAGGUCAUUGCAGGGAAAGACAUCAGGCUGCUGGAUGACGGUGGCGGAGGCUCGGGAGGAGCGCAAACGCAGACGCAGGCGAUGUUAGGAGGAGGACUGAACGGGCUUGGACUGAAGAACUUCGGAAACGCGCCGCGGACACCAAAGUUGGUGCUACAGCACCCGGAGUACGAGAGGAGCCAUGUUGUCGUGGAACUGUUAUUGACCCUGGACGUGGCACAGUAG